This is a messenger RNA of Lates calcarifer (barramundi perch), 2009 nucleotides long. RefSeq names its product sosondowah ankyrin repeat domain family member Ab (gene sowahab). Gene Ontology annotation, molecular function: protein binding. Bases 192 to 1613 code for a protein of 473 amino acids. The transcript has a single exon. The record is from RefSeq and is a predicted model, not a curated record. NCBI's taxonomy places the organism in Eukaryota, Metazoa, Chordata, Actinopteri, Centropomidae.
GGUCUUAAACCUGUUUAAAUAGCUUUAAAUAGCUAAAUAGCUCUGCACUGCCCCCACUCUGCCUUCUAACGGGGAGUGCCAUAAUGAAAAACGGAUGAAUUUAUUUGGAGAGGCGCCGGAAGCAGCAGGUUGGUGGAGGACAGCAGAGAGGGGAGCACGGAGAGCCAGGGGAUUAUCCCUCGGCUUUCUUUAUGCAUAUUUUUGCCCAGAACAAAAGGAGGGGAAAAAAUAUGGCUUUGACCCAAGAAUCCAUAUUGUCUUUUUUACUGGAACACGGAGGUAAAGUGAAGAACUCGGAGCUGCUGAACAACUUCAGGAGUCAGAUCAACUGCAGCGAUCCCGCGGAAAAGCUGCACAAUAGGGACCUUUUCAAGAAGUUGGUGAACAGCGUCGCCGUGGUCAAACAGAUCGACGAGGUGAAGUUUGUGGUCGUGAAGAAAAGGUACCAGGACUUCGUUAAAGAGGGGACGCACGAUGCCCCGCAGAAAGCGCAGAUGGAUGAGAGUUUCUCGAGCCAAAACACGAGCUUUUCGUACACAUCUCCUCAGCGAGCCGAGGCAGCCAGGAUGAUUUAUGCAGACAUUGAAAACAAUAACACGGGAUAUCCACCGAACAUUAACGGCAAUUAUCAUGGUGAUGCCAAACAUGAGAGUGAGGGGAGCAUGCAGAGAAGAAGACAAGUAUCCAGAAACCUUAGUAGUGCGGACACAACCACUGUCAAAGUCCUGAAUAUCUCCGGGGAUCAUGCGAGCAGAGCGGGCAAAUCUGGAGCUGUGUUCGCUGUCAUAGCAGUAAAAUCCCCACCGAGAGAUUCUGCACCAGCAACACAGGAUGGAUCACAUUCCCAAGUGCAUCAACGUAAAACCUCAGUCACGUUGGGAACUAAAGUUUCUACACCAACAGUGCAAACUCUGAACUUUGCAGCUUGUAAGAAGGAUGCAUUAAGUCAACACCAAAGCAGGAAAACCAGGCAGACAGAGAACAUGCAACCCCCAGGUUUCCCCCAGGUGAGGCCCCAAAACAAGACCACAAGACCAGCAGAUGAUGCCAAGUUCCCCGAGUCUGUGCCUUUGGAGGCAUUAGCUCAUGAGUGGCUGGUGAAGUGUGCUGCUGGGCUGUGGGGACAAGUCUACGCUUUGCUGCUGCAGGACACAAGGUUAGCACAUAGGAAAGACUUCAUGUCAGGGUUCACUGCGCUGCACUGGGCCGCCAAGGACGGCAACAGCAAAAUGAUCCAUAAACUCAUGGAUAUCUCCAAGGAAAGAGGCACUUAUAUCAACAUCAACAGCAGAGCGCAUGGAGGAUACACACCUUUACACAUCGCAGCCAUACACGGACACACAGAGGUGAUGGUUUUGCUCGUGCAAGAAUACGGAGCCAGUGUCAGCGAAAGAGAUAAUGCUGGCAAGAAGGCCUUACACUACCUGAGUGAAGGUGUGUCAGCUGAGAUCAGAGCACUUCUGGGGGGACUGCAGCAGAGCAAGUACAGGGAGAAGGCAGAGGAACAAGAGUACAGAGAGCACCCGAGAGGCUUUAACACCAUCAGUAAACUGUUCCAGCCUCACAUAGGGAAGAAACAAAAGACAACAACUAAGUAUGCUCAUGACUGGUGAGGGUGACAUGGACCACAUGAGGCUGUGAGCUGAAAAAUAUCUAAAUUGUAAGAGAUAAUACUGUCUUGAUUUGUAUAUUAUGUUGAUACAAAACAACUUAAACCAUUGUUAAGUGUGCUUUAGAUAACUUCAAGUCUAUAACUGAAUUACAAAUGUGCAGUGUCUCAGUGUUUGUUGUAAAUUGUAGCUGUCCUGUACAGUGUAUCACUGCUGGAUCUGCUAUUUAUGAAUGGUAUUUAUAAUCUAAUAAUCUUUUUUCUCUUUAGUUUAAUUCCAUGUAUUAACGAUGAAUGUUAUUUUGCACCCAUGUAACUUAUUUAAAUAAGAACACAAACAAUCUAUGAUCUGUGUAUGUUUUCAUUACCUAAUGUGUAAUAAAUCUUUUCAAAUUCUUGA